AUGCGUUUGCACAUUUACCUCACCUCGAAGAACUUUACUCUCCUGAUUUUACUCUCCUUUUUUGUUACUCUCCUUUUUUGUUACUUUCCUUAUUUUACUCUCCUUUUUUGUUACUCUCCUUUUUUGUUACUCUCCUUUUUUCUCCUUUUGGAUACUCACCUUUUUGUUACUCUCCCUUGCGUUACUUUCCUUUUUUGUUACUCUCCUUUUUAUAGUCUCCUUUUUGAUACUCAUCUUUUUGUUACUCUUCUUUGCAUUACUCUCCUUAGCGUUACUCUCCUUUUUUUUAUUCUCCUUUUUUGCUACUCUCCUUUUUUUGUUAUUCUCCUUUUUUGCUACUCUCCUUUUGGUUACUCUCCUUUUUUGUUACUCUCCUUUUUGUUGCUCUCCUUUAUGUUACUCUCUUUUGUUGUUACUCUCCUUUUUAUACUUUUUUCUACUUCCUUUUUCUAUUCUCUUUUCUACUCUCCUUUUUGCUAUUUUCCUUUUUGUUAUUCUCCUUUUUUGUUACUCUCCUUUUUGUUACUCUCCUUUUUUGUUACACUCCUUGUUACUCUCUUUUUUUUACUCUCGUUUUUGUUACUCUCUUUUGUUGUUACUCUCCUUUUUAUAGUCUCCUUUUUGAUACUCACCUUUUUGUUACACUCCUUUUUUGUUACUCUCCUUUUUCUACUCUCUUUUUUCUACUCUCCUUUUCCUACUCUCUUAUAUACUCUCCUUUUUGUUAUUUUCCUUUUUUAUAGUCUCCUUUUUGAUACUCACCUUUUUAUUACUCUCCUUUUUUACUCCCCUUUCUUGUUGCUCUCCUUUUUUGUUAUUCACUAUUUUUGGUACAUUUCUUUUUAG
This is a messenger RNA of Acanthosepion pharaonis, 846 nucleotides long. NCBI's taxonomy places the organism in Eukaryota, Metazoa, Mollusca, Cephalopoda, Sepiida, Sepiidae. The record is from the annotation of a GenBank genome assembly.